Messenger RNA from Echinococcus granulosus, 1524 nucleotides. Its product is annotated as Glycogen debranching enzyme. NCBI's taxonomy places the organism in Eukaryota, Metazoa, Platyhelminthes, Cestoda, Cyclophyllidea, Taeniidae. The record is from RefSeq and is a predicted model, not a curated record. Gene Ontology annotation, biological process: glycogen catabolic process. Bases 1 to 1524 code for a protein of 507 amino acids. Gene Ontology annotation, molecular function: amylo-alpha-1,6-glucosidase activity; 4-alpha-glucanotransferase activity. The transcript is spliced from 5 exons.
AUGGCGAACCAAGUUGUUGACUAUUACCUUACGCUUGGUAUGAAUACCGAGACUUCGUUUUAUAAAGUAAAAAGAGACUGGGUCAUUCGGUUUAGGCUUGAUGAAACACUUAUUGGAAAGAAUGUAAGGUUCUUUACAAACUAUCCCGUCAGCGGAAGGAAUUUUGUUCGUACGACAUACUAUGAAAUCUCAAUCACACUACCAAAGCCCUCAUUAAAAAAAUUAGACCGUUUUGAUGACUACUUUGUUCUGGGACCUAUACAAGUCAGUGGCGCUUUUCACUUCGCCUUCACAACUGAUGGCUCUACCUUUACUCAAGAGAUGAGUGACAGUAAAAAGCUUAAAGUAAUUGGUGGAAAGGGCUACUUCGUCGUUGAGAGCCGAUUUGCUGUGGGUGACCCCGAGGAUCUUGAUCGCUUUGCACAAUGGGAUCUCGAAGGAGUGAUGCUACAGACUUAUGUCGCCAAAAAUCUGGGCCCUUUCUCCGAAUGGCGUGACCGCCUUAGAGUUGCUUAUGAGUGUGGCUACAACAUGGAGUUGGGCAUUUCGAAUUCAGGAUACUCCCUGAAGGACCAGCUUACAGUCAGUUCAACCUUUUCGGACCCUUUAGCCAUAAAAAAAGUCGGAUGGGAGGAUGUUGAAGAGUUGGUAAAGGAGAUGGAGACUGAGUGGUCGAUUCUAAGUAUGUGCGAUCUAGUGUUGAACCACACAGCAAUUAAUUCGCCCUGGCUUCAUGAGCAUCCAGAGUGUGGCUACAAUUUGGAGAACUCGCCUCAUCUUGUACCCGCUUUCCUCGUCGAUCAAGCCAUCUGGAGAACUACUUUGUUCUGUGCCGAGGGCAAACUGGUAAACAAGCAUAUUCCUCCCGAAUUUGGAACUGGUGACACUCAUGUAGAUGCUUUGCGAAGUUACCUUGUCGACCAAUUCAAGGAGCUUAAACUGCACGAGUUCUAUCAGGCGGAUAUUGAUCUGGUUUCUGAGGAGUUUAAACGGUGGCUCACUGAGGGCUCCAACACACCACCAUAUAUGGGAUCGGAUACUUCGCUAACUCUGCGGAUAGUAGGAACGCGGGCAGGCCGACGAAUGGGUGCGACAGUGGACUUCGCCUUGGCCCGCGAAAUCUUCGGCCACGAUACACCCGACGUAGCUGCCCAUAACCUCGGACUUCGCCUCGCUGACAUGAAUCGACUUGCCGAGGAGACCAUGAUACACAAUCUCCUGUGUGCUGCUGACUGUGUAGCCGGCGGUGCCCGCUAUCGAUUUGUGGACCCUAAUGGACCCCUCCUUGGUACUGUCUCGGAGUCCGCGCCGUUAGUUGACAGGUACUUCCUCUGCCCUGAGGACCACAUGCGAACCGCCGAGGAGGCGGAACAGCUUGCAACAGGCGACCGUGCGAAGUACGUAAUGGGGUGCAACGGUUGGAUCAUCAACAGCUGCAGCAUCGAGAACUUUGCCGAGGUCGACUCCAAUGUCUAUCUGCGGCGCGAACUCGUGAUCUGGGGUGACUCUGUUAAACUACGGUAA